ACUUUAUUCAUCGGAGCUCAGGUUCCAUGAACGUCGGAGCUCCGUCCAUCAAUGGCCAUCAACAAGCCUCCUGCUACUACAAAUUCCGACAACGAACGCAUCGUUAUUGGAUCUGCCAUAGCCUCACGGCUUCUUCUACUCUUCUUAAUCGUCUUCUGGCGCUUUCUCCUCAGCCCUUACGACACUUCAGCAUCGCUUAAUCCUCCAUGCUUAAUCAACCCAUCUUCUUUACCCCUCUCCCAACAACCAGUUCUUUUUCCUCAAAUUGGCUCCGCCAUUGAGAGCAGCAUUGUCUGGGAUGGCGUCUACUUUGUUCGAAUCGCACAGUGCGGUUAUGAAUAUGAGAAAUCCUACGCUUUCUUGCCCCUUCUCCCUUUCUGCAUUUCCCUCCUGUCCCACACAGUAUUGUUGCCUUUGGUUCCGGUAAUUGGGCAUAGAGCUGUAUUGGGACUAUCUGGAUAUCUAAUCAAUAACAUUGCCUUUGUCCUUGCUGCACGUUAUCUUUUCAGGCUUUCACUUGUUAUUUUGAAGGAUGCGGAAGCAGCAAUGCGGGCUUCAGUUCUAUUUUGCUUCAAUCCUGCUUCUAUAUUUUAUUCAUCAUUAUAUACUGAGAGUUUAUACUCGCUAUUUUCAUUGGGUGGAUUAUAUCACUUGAUGAGUGGUAGAAGAAGUGUUUCUGCUCUUUGGCUAGCUCUUUCUGGCUGUGCUAGGUCUAAUGGAGUACUUAAUGCUGGUUACAUCUGUUUUCUGACUAUGCAUUGGGCUUAUGAUGCUCUUUUCCUGAAGAAAUGUAUCCGUAAGGGACUGCAGGUUCUCAUUUCUGGAGCCCUAAACUGUGUCUUUAUAUUUGCUCCAUUCAUUGGAUUUCAAGCAUAUGGGUAUUACAAUAUUUGCAGUGGACGGAUACCAGAAGAAAUGAGGCCAUGGUGUAAAGCUAGGGUACCGCUGCUAUACAACUUUGUUCAAAGUCACUACUGGGGAGUAGGUUUCUUAAAAUAUUUUCGAUUCAAACAGCUACCAAACUUUCUACUUGCAUCCCCAAUUUUGUCUUUGGCUUUUUUCUCAAUUCUUCACUACGGAAUGUCAAAGACAAAGCUUCUAUUCUCGGUGGGUUUCCAACCAAUGGAUGAUGAUAGAAAUUCUGCUGCCAUGCUUUACUUUCCAGAACGUGUUUCAAGGUCAAGCACACCUCAUACUACGUCUUCCUCUGGGUUACAAGGAAAUCAGAAUCUUAGACGGAGAAAGAAGAUUAUUGGACAGGAUCCUGCUGAGCUUCCAGUAGAGGAUAAACCAUCCAAUGGGUCAGGAUACUUUUCUGCUCUUGUACUUCCAUUUAUCCUACAUUUGGGGUUUAUGGCUGCCACAGCAUUUUUUAUCAUGCAUGUACAGGUUGCAACACGAUUUCUCUCUGCAAGCCCUCCUCUGUAUUGGUUUGCCUCAUACAUUACAGUUUCUCCCGAUCGGUUUAAGCGAUGGGGAUAUAUUAUCUGGGCAUACUCUAUUGCAUAUAUCCUCCUCGGUAGUCUGCUGUUUUCGAAUUUCUACCCUUUCACAUGAUUCGUUCUCACAGCAAAAAAAAAAAAAAAAAAAAAAAAAAAGAACACUUUUAGCUUUGGUAUCGAAUCAUCUUGGUUGCUGAUGAUCAUGCUAUUGCUUCAUAGUCCACAUUUGACUGUUUUGUAUAAGAAAAAAUGUUUAGAACAAGAGCCACAGAAUUCCUUAUAGUUCAUGUAUUGGGGGAGUUCUUUGAGUAGAAGUUAUUUAAUUAGUUUAAAGAAAUUUUGUUCACCUUGUAUGUAAAAAUUGACUUAAUGAGGAUAAUUAAUUACCAAGUUGUAUAA
Messenger RNA from Cucumis melo (muskmelon), 1841 nucleotides. RefSeq lists its product as uncharacterized. The record is from RefSeq and is a predicted model, not a curated record. Lineage: Eukaryota; Viridiplantae; Streptophyta; Magnoliopsida; Cucurbitales; Cucurbitaceae. Gene Ontology annotation, cellular component: mannosyltransferase complex; endoplasmic reticulum membrane. Gene Ontology annotation, molecular function: GPI mannosyltransferase activity; alpha-1,6-mannosyltransferase activity. Gene Ontology annotation, biological process: GPI anchor biosynthetic process. The transcript is spliced from 8 exons. Bases 52 to 1557 code for a protein of 501 amino acids.